Messenger RNA from Macrosteles quadrilineatus (aster leafhopper), 1700 nucleotides. RefSeq names its product gastric triacylglycerol lipase-like. Gene Ontology annotation, biological process: lipid metabolic process. Bases 54 to 1490 code for a protein of 478 amino acids. The record is from RefSeq and is a predicted model, not a curated record. NCBI's taxonomy places the organism in Eukaryota, Metazoa, Arthropoda, Insecta, Hemiptera, Cicadellidae. The transcript is spliced from 8 exons.
ACAUAUUUUCUUAGUUUAAUCAUUUAUAGAGUGUUUAAUUUUCGUUGUGAGUAAUGACUAUAAUACAGCAUAAGGUGUUCUGGCAAUUAAUAGUUUUGUCAGUUAUGUUACGCAACUGUUUAGCCGCAAGAUCUGAGUUUUCAAUGCCUAACGGGAAAGAGAGCAAGCUAGAUGAUGUGGUAUCUAUGGUGAAUCGCUGGAAGUAUAACUUGGAACCGCAUAGAGUGACUACAGCUGACGGCUACGUUUUGACAGUAUUCCGUAUUCCAAAAAAGGAUUCGUCCAAAUACCCGGUUUACUUACAGCACGGCCAUCUUUCUUGUGGGGCUGCCUUCCUGGCGAACCAAAGAAGCUUAGUGUAUCACCUGUUCAACAAUGGUCACGAUGUUUGGGUGGGAAACGCGAGAGGAACUCAGUUCUCCCAAAAACAUCAGCGUUUUGAUACAAACAGCGCUAAAUAUUGGAAUUUCAGUUUUCACGAAAUGGGCAAGUUUGACCUCCCAGCAGUUAUACAGUACAUCACUCACACCACUGGCAAAUCCAAAGUGCACUACAUCGGCCACUCUAUGGGAACCACAAUGUUUCUGGUUAUGGGAUCCUUGCUCCCCGAAAACCUGGUACUCGUUGACACUGUAACUUUCCUGGCUCCCGUCGCGGUGCCCAAGCAUUUGACGGCGCUCUCAUCGACGCUCAAAUGGACCAUUGCUAACUUCGCCACGAAAACUUUACCGAUGAUUGGUGUUUCCAAACAUGGAAAACACCCUUGGAUCGCAAAGCUCAAGCAUAAUAUUUGCGGCUCAGAGAAACUUUACGGUGGUCUAUGCAGGGUAUUGACUGGAACACGAAAGGAAGAGGAGAUAGUUGUAAAACGUGUGAAAAGUGAAACCGAUGAAAACUCUGCAGUAGAAGUAGUACAUACAGUUGUAAGCUCCAGCAAGUUUGAUCGAUUCGCUGCAGAAAAUGUGAUUGAGUACUCUUUUCAUGGCACAUCAUGGAAGACCCAUCGCCAUUUUCUGCAGAUUAUUAAAGCAGGAAGGUUCCAAGAGUUUGAUUAUGGAAAAGAUAAUCCAAAUGUGUACGAUGGAAAAACAAAACCGUUUAUGUACAAACUACAGAAUAUAAAUAAACGAAUAUAUCUGCUUUCUGGAAAAUUGGAUACCAUAGCUCGACCAGAGGACGUGGAUUGGCUAGCCGUUCGUCUAAAUGAUCCCUGGUUGAUUAAAGAAGGGUUCGAAGAUUUCGACCACACUGCCUUCAAUCAAGGGCGAGGUAUCGAUAGGGUGCUUCAAACUGUUGAAGAAAUCAUAGUAGCCUCUGAACAGGAGAGGGUUCCAGAUUUGCCAAAGGAUUUUGUAGUACGGGAUUCGAAUAUCGAAUAUGAGUCAAAAGAAGAAGAAGAACACCAAACACCAGACAAAUUUAGCUUUUCCAAAUUAUUCCGAAGAAAUCAAGAUAAGAAGGUUGACAACGGUGAGUACAAAACUACAUAGCACCAGUGUAUCCAAUUUGAUAUUUCAAAACAGAUAUUUUAUUUGAUAUUUUGUUUACUCCUCUUAAUUAUUCAGAUAAUUCAUUUUGGAACAGUCGCUUGAAUGCCUCUCAAAACUUUUAUUCAUUGAUAAUAAGGAUGUUUGGUCUACUGUUUUCCAAUGUACAAUAAUGGGGUUUGUUAAUAGGAUUUUUCCAAUUGAAUGUCUAUU